Maniola jurtina (meadow brown) is the source of this 1048-nucleotide messenger RNA. RefSeq names its product fatty acid-binding protein 2-like. Gene Ontology annotation, cellular component: nucleus; cytosol. Gene Ontology annotation, molecular function: fatty acid binding. NCBI's taxonomy places the organism in Eukaryota, Metazoa, Arthropoda, Insecta, Lepidoptera, Nymphalidae. The transcript has 4 exons. The record is from RefSeq and is a predicted model, not a curated record. Gene Ontology annotation, biological process: fatty acid transport. The coding region runs from base 191 to 595 and encodes 134 amino acids.
CAUUACUUAAAUAACCAGUUAUCAUAUUGGAUAUGUACCGAUAAGGAUUUAUUAGUAUUAAGUACCUAUAUUAUUUACUAAAACGUCAAUAUGUGGCAUCGAGUUAAUAAAAGGAGAGGAUUCGUAGCUUUCCACUUAUUUUCGUUGGAUACUUUGCCUUAGUACCUACCUAAGUCUGUAUAGCUUUACAAUGUCUUUUCUUGGAGUAACCUACGGUCACGAAAAGGAUGAGAAUUUAAAGGAAUUUCUGGAUGCACUCCCGCUCCCUCCUGAAAAGAAAGAGGCCUUCCUGAAGUCUAAGCCUUUGGCGAAGUUUGAAAAGGAUGGUGACACAUACAUCUCAACCACAAUUACACCCGAAGGCGAGAAGGUCAUCAAAUUCAAAAAUGGUGUGGAAUUUGAUGAACAAGUUUCAGAGAGUAUAACUGCCAAGACUACCUUCACAGUUGAGGACAAUAUCAUCACCCAAGUCCAGACAUUCCCGGAUGGCAAAUCUGUCACUUACAAAAGAGAAUUCACUAAUGAUGGACUUACUGUGUACCUUACGUUCACCGACUGGAACGGAACAGCGAAGAGAUACUACGUCGCUCAAUAAUGUAACGUGUGCUACACGACAAAAUUGUCCAUUGCUGCACACGGACACGCUACGCACGUUAGCUUUCUUUGAAAACGUAGGUCGUACCUAUCAUCCACUAGAACCCAUGCAGCCCAGUCAAAUGGAACAACGCUAAGACUGCCGCGCGUGUCCAUGCACAGCGUGCGUAACUUGGAUGAAUUAUCUAAUUCAUCCAAGGUGCUAAGCAAUGGAAGGGCGCUGUUACUUAGGGCCUGUUUCACAACUGCCAGAUAAACUUUAUCUAACGGACUUUGACAUUUUGACAGACUCCCAAUACAAAAACUCAUAACACCUAUAGAGCUGCGCCAUAUUUUUUUGAAUUCAAUGUAUCUUGUAUGACUGGCGUGCUUGCUUGCUAUAUUCGUUACAUAAAGUUUAUCUGAAGGUGGUCAAACAGGGCCUUAAUUUAAUUUGUAUUUAUUAAAAUAAAUU